Fusarium sp. VM40 is the source of this 1581-nucleotide messenger RNA. Lineage: Eukaryota; Fungi; Ascomycota; Sordariomycetes; Hypocreales; Nectriaceae. The record is from the annotation of a GenBank genome assembly.
AUGAAGUUAUCAAACCUCUUGCUCACCUGGGAAGUGUUCCUGAGUCUCCAACAGGGAUUCACGGCCUCAGCUGGGUCUCUUCCAUCGCGCAAGGCCCCAAGCCUUAGAGUCCACAACGGCACAUUAAGUGGCACUUUCAACAGCCACUACAACCAGGAAUUCUUUCUCGGCGUUCCCUACGCAGCACCUCCUGUUGGUAACCUGCGACUUGAACGACCGGCUCCUCCCAAGCGUUGGCGUGGGACCAAGAGAGCUGACUCAUACUCCGCCCAAUGCCUCGGCACGUCCAUAGGGCUCAGCGGUUUCAGCCAGACAGAGCAUGUGGAGGAUAUGAGUGAGGACUGCCUCUAUCUCAAUGUCAUACGUCCUGCCGGCGUUGACAAGCGCGACAAGCUCCCAGUCCUAGUAUGGAUCCACGGGGGCGGAUUCUUUGAAGGCAGUGCCAGUGAUGGCCGGCUUAACGGCACCUUUCUCGUCCACAAUUCUGUCCAGAUGGGAAAGCCCCUUCUAUUUGUCAGUUUCAACUAUCGGCUCGGUGCUUUCGGCUAUCUUUCGGGAAAGCAGGUUCAGGAAGCUGGCAUAACAAAUCUUGGUCUUCACGAUCAGAGGCAGGCUUUGGUCUGGAUUCAAGAGAACAUCCAUUUAUUUGGUGGCGACCCCACUCAAGUGACGGUGAUGGGGGAGUCUGCAGGUGCCGCUUCCAUAUGUCUCCAUCUACUUUCCAACGGAGGACGGAAUGACGGCUUGUAUAGUGCGGUGAUUGCUCAGAGUGGUAAUGCUUUCACCCCUGCCUUGACAAGUCGCACUCCCGCACAGCAACAGGCCGAUUUCGAUGGAGUACUGGAAAUCACCGGUUGCGCCAACUCGACAGACGCUUUAUCCUGUCUCCGCACCAUCCCAGCAAGCUUGCUGCGAGAGGCUAGUAAGACUCUUGUACUAUCUUUUACUCCGGAUGGAGAGUUGGUGCCGAGAUCGGCCUUGCAGGCGUUGAGAAAAGGUCAUUUUGUGCGCGUCCCUCUUUUAAUGGGAACGACCAGGAAUGAAGGAACGUCCUUUGUUCAACAAGCCUUGAAGGGACCAUUGAACACCAACGAUGAUCUUAAGGUGUUUAUCCAGUCGACUUGGGCACCAAAUAAGAUCCCUGACCGACAGCUUCAACGAUUAGUAAAGAGCUAUCAGAGAGAAAUUACAGAGCCUGAAGCUGGUUUGGGAACCGUCGCCGCCUAUCCUAACUCGGAGCUCGGUUCUCAGUAUGGGUCAGCAACCCUUUGGAUGGGCGACAUAAUGUUCACAGCCGGAAGACGGUUCACAGCCCAGGCCUGGGCUAGCUUCGGAGUACCAAGCUACAGCUACUUCUUUGACACAGUCACCGCCAACGUCAACGCGACCACUCUUGGGGCAGCUCAUUUCCUAGAGAUUCCUUAUACCUUUGGCAAUACUCGGAGAGUAGGAUGGGAAAAAGAUCCGUUCCCAUCAGACCCAGUGCUGAAACAGAAACAUAAGGUGUUGGCAAAAACCAUGAGCAGCAUGUGGGUCAGUUUCGCAACCACACAUUCACCAAAUAACUAUCACGGUACGUAA